GCGGAGCUUCCCUCCAUGAUGCUCCACGUCUGGUUCUCUGCAGGAAGUAGCUACACCUUCGAAUGGCGACUGACUACGCAUCCCAGAAAUUACAACGGAGAGAUGGAGGGAAAGAAGGGAAAGAAGGGACAAACACUGAAGCUCAGCAAGCUAACAGUGGGCCUGUACGAGUUUGAGGUGACGGUGAUGGACGGGGACGGCGCUCGUGGGCGGGGCUACGUCAACGUCACCGUCAGACCAGAGCCGCGCGUAAACAAACCCCCGGUCGCCAUGGUUUCCCCCAAGUACCAGGAGAUCUCCCUGCCGACCAGCUCCACGGUGAUCGACGGCAGCCAGAGCACCGACGAUGACAAGGUCGUGACCUGGCACUGGGAGGAGGUCAAAGGUCCCCUGAGGGAGGAGAAGGUCUCUGCCAACACGCCCAUCCUCACCCUCACCAACCUGGUUCCUGGGAACUACACGUUCAGUCUGACCGUCACGGAUUCGGACGGCGCCACGGACUCGACCCAGGCCAACCUGUCCGUCAACAAAGCCACAGACUACAAGCCUGUAGCCAACGCCGGCCCAAACCAGGCCAUCCAGCUGCCGAGGAACUCCAUCACGCUGUACGGCAACCAGAGCACAGACGACCACGACAACCUGAGCUACGAAUGGUCGCUGAGCCCGGAGAGCAAGGACAAGGUGGUGGAGAUGCAGGGCGUCCGGACGCCCAUCCUGCAGCUGUCGGCCAUGCAGGAGGGAGACUACACCUUCCAGCUGACGGUGACGGACUCGGCAGGACAGCAGGACACAUCCAAGGUCACCGUCAUCGUGCAACCGGAGAACAACCAGCCUCCGGUGGCGGACGCUGGGCCGGAGAAGGAGCUGACACUGCCGGUGGAUGAAACCACGCUGGACGGCAGAAAGAGCAGCGACGACCAGAAGAUCGCCUCCUACCACUGGACCAAGACCAGCGGUCCGGACGGCGUGAAGAUCAACAAUGCAGACAAAGCUGUUGCCACGGUAACGGGCCUGGAGGUCGGGGAGUACCAAUUCACACUGACAGUGACGGACGACAGGAAGCUGCAGAGCAGCGACACGGUGAAGGUCAUCGUCAGAGAAGAAAAGGACCGGCCUCCUGUGGCCUGGGUCCUGUCCAGCCCGCCCGUCUCCCUGCCGGUCAGAACCGCUGCCCUGGACGGGUCGCGCUCCUCGGAUGAUAAAGGUGGCCUGAGCUUCCUGUGGAGCCGAGACGACAGCAGCCCGGCGGCAGGGGACGUCCUGAACAACUCCGACCACCAGGCGGUGCUGUUCCUGGGGAACCUGGUGGAGGGGAAGUACAGCUUCACGCUUCAGGUGACCGACAGCAAAGGACAGAGCAGCUCAGACCGGGGAACCGUGGAGGUCCGACCCGACCCGUGGCAGCGGGACCUGGUGGAGCUGGUCCUGGAGGUCUCCGUAUCCCAGGUGACUCAGCGGCAGCGGGACCUGCUGCUGCGUCAAGUCGGCGUCCUGCUUGGCGUCCUGGACAGUGACAUCAUCGUCAGGGAGAUCGGCGCCUUCGGCGAGCACAGCACCCGGCUGGUGUUCCUGGUGUCGGGCGGUCCGGGGCGCCCCCCGCUGUCCGGACGCAGCGUCACACUCAGCCUGCGCAGCAAACUGCGCAGGCAGAAGAACGACUUCCUGAUCUUCAAGGCUCAGCGCAUAGACACGGUCGUGUGCCAGCUGAACUGCUCCGGACACGGAGAGUGCGACUCGUUCACCAGGAAGUGCGUCUGCCGGCCGUUCUGGAUGGAGAACUUCCUGAGAGCCCAGCUGGGAGACGCAGAGAGCAACUGUGAGUGGAGCGUUCUGUACGCAACCAUAGCGUCCUUUCUGAUUGUGGUUGCCGUGGCAACGCUGAUCUGGGCGGUGGUGUGUUGCUGCAACAGACGAAGGAGUAAAGUUCGCCGCAGUAAAACUCGAUAUAAAAUUCUGGAAGGUGAAGAGCAGGAAGUGAUGGAGCUGCAGCCGCCCAGAACCAUGCGCCUGAAGCCGGCCCCCGGCCCCGCCUCCUCGGCCCUCAUGCACUCGGACUCGGACCUAUACAGUGACGAGGGCCAGGAGCGCGGCCACCUGCUGCGGCCCCAGAACGGCUCCCUGAACAACGGCCAGGGGCCCCCAAGGGCCAAGAAGCCCCGCGAGGAGCUGCUAUAGCGCCGGGUCUAGCCAGAACCGGGUUCUGAUGAGUUCUGGGCCGCCGGGUUCUCACUGUGAGACGAUGUUUACUGAUGGACGCAUCACUUCCUGCUUCAGCGACGCGCCGGCUGGCCGCUGGGCGCGCUCACACCGCAACCAAACACUGCCACCAAACCAGAGCUACCGACCCAAAGCCGGUCCAGAUCCCUGCAUGAGGAUUGCCGGGCUGGAUUGGACCGGGCCGGAGGUUCUGCUGCAUGUCUGCGUGUUUUCUGUGUUGUUGACCCACCGGACAGUCAGAGUGGGCUUUUAUUCUGAAAUCUUGUCGCACACUGGAGAGCAGCCUGUUAAGGCGCUGACUGAGCCCCUCCGCUGAGAUGCUGCUGAUGAACUUUGACCCCGUUCUGUGUCUGGUGUUGCUUUGAUAAGGGAGAAAAUGGCCGCUGGGUUGGAAUCAAAGCUGGUCGCUGCUGACAGGAAGCUCACAUGGGAGAAAAACUGAAAGCUUCUCCGACUGUGUGCCUCAUUUUAGCUUUGGUUUUAUUUCAAUAAAAGCUUUUAUUUUCCUGUUAAAGUGGAAACAGGAUGGGAUUUUUUUCCCCUCCCCUCCAGGGGGUCUUUUGUGGCUCUAGUGUCCCUUAUAUGACAGCAGGCUGACAGGAAAGGGGGAAGGAGAGGGGGAAGACAUGCGGGAAAUGUCGCCCGGUCCGGGAAUCGAACCUGCGACGGGCGCAUCGAGGACUGAAGGCCUCCAAACGUGGGUCACGCUGUCCCCCACGCCGCCACAGCACGCCCAGGAUGGGAUUUUAAUCCGUAGUCUUCCUGCUUAGAGAGGCCGUCACCAGAACCUUGAUUUUUAUCUAGAUGAUGAGCUUUUCAUUGAAUGUUUUCUUAUUUAUUUUGCUUAAUUCUACUUUGUCCUGAAAAGCUCAUAACUUCUAAAGCUGGGGAAUUUAAAUAGUGUUGAGAAAAGAUGUGAAAACUGAAUGUUGCUUUUCUAAAAGUCAAAAGAGGAAAUUAUUCUAGAUUCAGAUGUGAAGCAGGAGAUUGAUGAGAAGGUUUCCUCUGAUCCGCUCGUCCAGAACCACCAUGACGCAGCCUGGGGGGAGAAACACAGAGCAACACCAUGUUGCUUCUUCGUCUCCAUCUGUCCUUUUGUUUUCCAGCUGGUUCAGCAUGUCUCCUGUUAACCUGUAGGACCUGCAGAGUUCACUGUGAAGCCAGAACAGGGAGGCACUGGUUGUUUUUCUAAUGUUUAAUGAGGGAUCGUCCUCCCGUCUAUCUGUGGUCAAACCGAAUGAAACUGGAUCAUCUGUAAAUCUAAAUAAAUGUUUUAAAAGUUUAGCGUAAAAAAA
Gambusia affinis (western mosquitofish) is the source of this 3512-nucleotide messenger RNA. Its product is annotated as KIAA0319-like ortholog. The coding region runs from base 16 to 2175 and encodes 719 amino acids. Gene Ontology annotation, cellular component: plasma membrane; cytoplasmic vesicle. The transcript has 17 exons. Lineage: Eukaryota; Metazoa; Chordata; Actinopteri; Cyprinodontiformes; Poeciliidae. The record is from RefSeq and is a predicted model, not a curated record.